This is a messenger RNA of Colletotrichum acutatum, 898 nucleotides long. RefSeq lists its product as uncharacterized. Lineage: Eukaryota; Fungi; Ascomycota; Sordariomycetes; Glomerellales; Glomerellaceae. The record is from RefSeq and is a predicted model, not a curated record. Bases 238 to 714 code for a protein of 158 amino acids. The transcript has a single exon.
UCGGACUUUGACUACUCUCGUCCCCAACAUUCUAAGGAUCACGAGGCCUAUGGUGCGAUUGAACUACUCUGCAUCAGCUUCAAGAGUGACCAUUUCAUGCUUGGAGAAGUAAUCCAGGUUAAAUUACGCAUCGAAUGUGCUUGAGCUUGAUUCAACGGCAUGGGCUCAGUUACAAGUUGAUGCUUCCUACAACAAGGUCCGCGUGUGGAUAUCAAAGCGUGGUUUGUGCUUCAGCCGAUGGUAGUGGUCCACUUUCUGCUUGCGUUGCUUAGGCUGACUGAACGACACCAUCACAGUCAGAAGCUGGGUCAUGCAGCGGCUAGCCACACUGCGUCGUUCCAACAGCCAAGGAAGCAAGUCUCCACCAAACACAUCCGCAACUCUUCGCAGGCAUCGUCUUCCAACAUCCAAGCCCUGGAAAGUAAUUCUAUCCUUGCGGUUCCACUCCUUUACGCAGGCACAAGCAGUUGCAGAGUGAUUAUUGGAGGCUGGAGCAAGGUUUCUGGCCAGCUCGCAUCCAUGAAGGAUGGCAUCGUGAGAUAUACUCCGUACAUGGGUGUCAGGAACUUUUGUUCGCAAACAACCCACAGAAGCGCUCUAUCACAUCCAUGCCCUGAGCUUCAUUUUCACUGCAUUGUAAUCGUAUGGCAAGGAAGGUACAUCGGGAUGAUUAGCCUCAAUGAUCCGCGGCUUGCAAUUCAGGGGGUAAUAUGAACGCCCGGAAGUUAGAAUCUAAGUGGACCAUGACAAUUACCCGUCGAUGAACAUCGUUUCGAUCGAUAGCCCAACACUCAUUUCCCGUGUUGCUCUACCACAGGAAACUUCAUGUUGGUAGAAUUGGUCGAUCUUCGUUAGUAAUAUCAAUGGCUCACUUAAUGCCAGGGUGUUUGAAGGAUUU